This is a messenger RNA of Salmo salar (Atlantic salmon), 2683 nucleotides long. The record is from RefSeq and is a predicted model, not a curated record. NCBI's taxonomy places the organism in Eukaryota, Metazoa, Chordata, Actinopteri, Salmoniformes, Salmonidae.
CAUCAGCCUGGGCAGUUUGCCAUUGUAUGUUAGUGAUGGGGGUGAGAUGGUAUGCUGGAGAGACGUGGUCUUUAGAGCCUCCUAUGUCUGACAAUUAGAUUUAGCUACAUUAUUUCCUACUGCACCCAGUCUGUCGAGCGUCAGUCAAUUUACAAAAUAUAGAUUGUUAUCGUUUUCGGCACUCAGACGUUUUUAAGGUUUAUUAUCAGCACGUAGUAGACUGUGCGUAGCUUUUGGACGCUCCUACAAAUUAUAUUGCACGCAGUCAGGAAUUUUGGAAACAAGGCACAGUUUCACAGUUUCUGUAGUAGCCUAGAAAACAAUAUGCCUAUAGGCUAGUCUUCUUUUACCCUUAUAUUUGUAGAAGAUUGAGUCUAGCCUAUGCACAUUAUUGUCAUUCCCGAUACUAGAAUAGUCUAUGCUACUAUAAUUUGGUUAAAUUGGAUUAGGUCAACAUCAUGAGAUGUAUGUCAUUUAGUUUUUUCUGAAAGCCAUUACUGCAACCUGGUGGUUUAAUGCCAGGCUAAAUGAUGUACAGAUGUAUCGAACAGCUUUUUGUUUUAUUAGGCCUACCAGCUCACAGUAUGAAAACCAAGGCCUGAUACGUUGUCCUCUGUAUGUAAUAGGCUAGCCAUUAACUGAUGUUGGCUGUCUGGCCACCCUCUUGGUUGUGAUUAACCUGCAUGGUUGUAAUUGUAUCAGUCAAUUUUUUUGUGACAUUUAGGGGAGGGGGGAUUACAACUUUUUGCAAUAACCACAGUAUGUUUUGUAUAGGAGAUUGGUGCUGCCUCCUGUAAGGUAAUUUUGUGACAGGUAAUAUGUAACGUGUAAUAUGCAUAUAACAACUUUCCACUGUAAAAGACAAAUGGAGACACAUUUACUUGCAAUGCAAUCUCUAUAUGUAGUAAUGAAUAGGCUAGCUUCCACAGAAACUUCAACAGAGAAGCGAUUCGUUGCAGUCCCACAUUUUCCAUAGGGCCAUAAAAUCACAUUUUAAUUCUAACGGUUGGUUUUAACCUCAUGGGAUGCUAUUUAUAUGAUAGUGAAGAUCAUUGAAACUAUGAAAGGGUCACAAAGAUGUAUAGAGGGAGUCUGUUCAAAUGUCUCAGCAUGGCCUUAUUUGACUCUCUGGUGUUGCCAGAGCCGCCUCCUGUCCCUGGCAUCCAAAUCCUCUGCUGUUGAAGGGGCCCGCUAUGUUUUAUAGGAAAAGCUAAAGGGACAUAAGGCUGCCUAUCUAGAGAACGGCUAGUUUGUCUUUCUGUUCAUGUAAACCUCUAGCUAGCUGUUUUCCUAGUUGCCAUGGUGAUAUUUUCCAGACUCAAUGAUUUGGAAGCAGGAUUUUCAUGAGAGAGAGAGUGAUGGGGUAAGAAUACAGAUAAAAGGAGAGUGAGACCACACCAAGAAGCUGAUGUCACUCCGUUGUGGUAUGAGGAAUCGGCCCACGGCCCAGAGACGUGCUCCGGGAAUUCUUCUUAAUCUACUACGCCAAGUUUCCAUGGAGGCAGUUUCAUCUCUCAGCCUCAAGCGAAGAUUCGAGGAGGUGGACAGUGGCUCUCCAUACUCUACGCCCAAGGACUCGGACGAUGACAUCUCCAGCAGUGACAGCGCUGACAGCUGUGAUAGCCUCAACCCCCCCUCCAGUACUGCACUCAUACCGACCUCCAUCCUAAGACGUCACAAGCCCUCUCCAGGCCGGAAGCGGGUGCGGUUUGAUGUGGUGACUGUGUACUACUUCCCCAGGCGGCAGGGCUUCACCAGCGUGCCCAGUCAGGGAGGCAGUUCCCUGGGCAUGGCUCGCCACCACUGCUCCAUCCGCAGCUACACCCUGGGAGAGUUUGCCUGCGAGCAGGAGACCAGUCACCGCCACGCCCUGCGCCAACACCUCCGCCAGGAGAAGCUCAACGCUCGCAAGAUGAAGCUGACGCAUAAUGGUACGGUGGAGUGUGCCCAGGCUGACCUGCUGACCCUCGACAAUGUAUCAGACGAUGACCUUGAUGUGGAGGGGGUGGAGGUGGAUGACUGCUUCUUCCUGCAGCCGCUGCCCACCAAGCGGCGCCGCGCUCUCCUCAGGGCUUCUGGUAACGCCCGCAUAGAUGCCCGGGAGAAGGCUGAGCUACGGACCAUCAGGCUGUCCAGGGAGGAGUGUGGCUGUGACUGUCGCUUCUACUGUGACCCCCGCCACUGUGGCUGCAGCCAGGCUGGCAUCAAGUGCCAGGUGGACAGGAUGUCUUUCCCCUGUGGCUGCUCUCGGGAUGGCUGUAGGAACUCGGCGGGCCGCAUCCAAUUCAAUCCUCUGCGUGUGCGAACACACUACCUGCACACCAUCAUGAAGCUGGACCUGGAGAAGAGGAGGCUGCUGGGGCAGAGGUCAGGUGUCGGGGAGCAGUAUGAAGAGUCUCACCUGCUCUCCUCCCCCUCCUCCACCAGGCCUCCCUCCCCAGACCUUGACCUGUCCACAGGGGGCCAUGGCCUGGAGUUAGAGGCAGAGGAGAGAGAGGUCCAGAUGGUCCUAGAGGCUCAGGACCUCCUGACUGAGCAGGCCUGCCUGGAGCGGGAGAAUGAGAUCGCCGUGCUCCACCUGCAAAGUGCCGAGGAGCAGGAGAGGAUGAGGGAGGAAGAGGAAGAGGAGGAGGCGCAGAGGGGCAGGGGGGGGAGCAGGUAGCCUGGGGGAGCAGGCUCUGUG